Molecule: messenger RNA, 1507 nt
Organism: Thrips palmi
Lineage: Eukaryota; Metazoa; Arthropoda; Insecta; Thysanoptera; Thripidae
Product: F-box/LRR-repeat protein 12-like
Exons: 2
Coding region: 1-1302 (433 amino acids)
Molecular function (GO): protein binding
Source: RefSeq, a predicted model, not a curated record
AUGGAGCUGCUGGACCUCCCCGACGACGCGCUGCUGGCCGUGCUGGGCUUCCUGCCGCCCAGGCAGCUCUUCGCGUGCCGCGUGGCGUGCCGCCGCCUGCGGGACCUCUGCCUGCACCGCUACCUGUGGCGGCACGUGUCUCUGGAUGGGGGAAAGGCGGGUGUGGUGCUCGCCGCGCUGGCUCUCGCCCCCUGCGUCAAGUCGAUCGUGUGCUCCGGGCCCAGGGACGUCCAGGCAUCCAGAGUCAAAACCACCAAUUGCGUAGUGACGAGGCUAAAGUUAUUCGUUUUCGGUGGGAGUAACCGGAUGGCUCUGGCAAUGGAGAUGAUUCAGAGGCUGUAUGCUCUGGGUGGGUUGAGAGAGCUCGAUGUGAAUAUCCGUGCUAUCCAGUCUACGGCGCCGCUCCUGCAACAGGUCUAUUACCUCCGCGAUCUUCGAAAACUUUCAUUGUCAGUGAAUGGACAUGUUGAAGCGCUGGCAGCCAAGUGUAACGAGCUGGAGACUAAGCCAUCCUUGCGUGAGCUCCAUUAUGAUGCGCUGACCGGAGGUCGUGCCUUCCUUGAACUGCUGCUGAGGACUCACGCGUCGACGUUGCAAGACGUGUCGCUUUAUUUCUGCGCCGAUGAAGACAUCCCAGCCUCCACUUUGCUCAAGAUCCCCGGGCUGCGCUCCCUCAGAUGCUUCGCGACAACCAGCCUGCACCAUUUGGCGGUUCUGCCCAGCCUGCACACCAUUCGAUUAAUUGGAUUAUGUGCAUCAGGUGCACUGCAAUUUCUUCGAGACGCGUCGCACCUUCGGACUGUAGAGCUGGAUGCUUGCGAUCGUCAUUCUCUGCCGGCUUUGGGCAGUUCCCGCUCUGCCCCACUCAUUGAAACCCUGCUCGUCAGAAACCUGGUCGUCAGAUACAGGGUCUUCUCGGAGAAGCAGCUGCUAUCAGUCCUUCCCGAGUUCCCCGCCCUGAAGGUAGUUGACCUCGAUGGAUGGCCCUCAGACGACUUCCUGCGAGGUGUCAGCCCCGUCUCCGCCCCGAGCCUCGCAACCCUGGCAGUACACUGUCCUCUCCAGUGCGCCCACGCCUUGGUGCACAGCCCCGCUGUUCAAAGUCUGCUUUUGCGGAACCCUCGGCUUCACCUCUUUGUUAGGGAGUUCUUGGAAAACCCAUGUGGGAAGAAGAAGAAAUCCUGCUCUUGGUGCCGCAAAGGCUGCCAUGGAGAGCUUCUGGGGCGUAAAAGUCCCAUGUCGUUCUCGUCACACGUUAAAACAGCAGGAUGUCCAAGCGACUGCUUUAACGUUACCGCUUGAUGGACAAGUUUCCGCUUCUUGUUUGUUUUGUGCGGGAUUCAUAUGAUUGUGGCGGAGUUAAUUCAAUGUGCAAUUUAAAUGUUACUCUAUGGGCCGGGUCCGGUGCACAAAGAGACGACCUGAAAAUAUGUUAAACCAGCCAAAGUUUGUUUUUAUGCGUAUUUUGAAAUAUAUCUAGGGCAGAUGCCCACAUCUUUACACUGUA